Messenger RNA from Eupeodes corollae, 909 nucleotides. RefSeq names its product brachyurin-like. The coding region runs from base 27 to 827 and encodes 266 amino acids. Gene Ontology annotation, molecular function: serine-type endopeptidase activity. The record is from RefSeq and is a predicted model, not a curated record. The transcript is spliced from 3 exons. NCBI's taxonomy places the organism in Eukaryota, Metazoa, Arthropoda, Insecta, Diptera, Syrphidae. Gene Ontology annotation, biological process: proteolysis.
UCGAAAUCAGUUGAAUUUUCAUCAAAAUGAAACUUGUAUUUGCUUUGGCUUUGUUGGUUGCUUGCGCAGCUGCUGGUACCAUUCCCGACAAUGGCAGCCGUAUCACCAAUGGUGAAGUUGCCAAGAAGGGACAAUUCCCAUACCAAGCUGGUCUUUCCCUGCAAAUGGGAGGAUCAUCAGCAUGGUGCGGUGGUACCUUGAUUUCGGACCGUUGGGUUCUCACAGCUGCUCAUUGCACAGUUGAUGCUGACGCUGUCGAAGUCUACUUGGGUGCUUUCAAUAUUAAGGAUGCUAACGAGCCUGGCCAGGAGCGCAUCUACGUUUCGAAAGCAGGAAUCUUCACCCAUGAGGAAUACAAUGGCUUGACCAUCACCAACGAUAUUGCUUUGAUCAAAUUGCCAGCUCCAGUUGAAUUCAAUGACUUGAUCCAACCAGCCAAAUUGCCAAAGAAGAGUGCCUCUUACUCAACCUAUGUCGGAGACACCGUUGUUGCUUCAGGAUGGGGCAAGGACAGCGAUUCUGCAACUUCUGUUUCACCUGUCUUGAACUUCAUUGACACUACCGUCAUUAGCUCAAAGACAUGCAACAUUUACUACCUUGGCAUGAUCACACCCAACAUGAUUUGCAUCUCAGGAAAGGAUGGACGCUCAACAUGCAACGGUGACUCUGGUGGUCCAUUGGUCUACCAAGAAAACGGUGAGAACAUCUUGAUCGGAGCUACCUCAUUCGGUAUCUCAUUGGGUUGUGAAGUUGGCUGGCCAGGUGUUUUCACCCGUGUAACCUCUUACUUGGACUGGAUCGAUUCCAAGACCGGUUUGGUUAACUAAAGGAUGGAAAAAUAAUUUUCAUUGCUGAAAAUGACUGUAGUCGUUAUUUUUGAUAAAAAAUAAAACCUCGAUUUACUUGCAA